UAAUGUCAUUAAUGUAAGACGUAUUCAUUACUGUAAUAAUUCAUGUUACACAGCAUCAUUUGGAACAAAUUCCUGCUUUAAAACGGCCAGAACAUAUAUUCAUAUUUGCUGUUGAACGUCAGCGCAUCAAAUCAGUUUUCAUUGCCAGCCUAUAGUGGAGGUGCAUUAAAAAAGUGGAAUCUUAAAAUAUUAGUGUGUAUACUUAAAAAAAACUUAGCAAUAUUCAUAUUUAUCAAAACUGUCGCUGUUGGUAUGGCCAUGUAUUCUGUCACCCUACUUACGGCAUCCAAUAAUAAACCAGUCUGAUUAUUCUUAGAUUAAAAGGGUAGCAAUUUUCAUUUUGCGUAUGGAAUAUCAAUAGCAAGAGCCAUAUUUAAACUGUGGCACAUGGAAAAAGACUUUAAAUAUACAACAUAAAAAUAAAAGAAAACAAAAGAAAAAACAAAAGAUCAGGCAGGUAUUCAGUCAGUGGUACGUUUUUUGUUUUAAUUUGUGCCACACAUACACUGUAGUAAACCAGAAAAGUCAAGUACAAACUUGGCACCUGUUGUAACUACUAAUUUCAUCUGAAAUAUCCUUUUGCCUUUUUCACUGUUCAGGUCUGUGAAGCAGCGACUGGAACCCUCUGAGUGAAUGGAUGAAUUUUCUGUGACACCUGUACAAGCAGUGUGCUUUGGCAGCAGUCUUGCCAUCUCAUGCCUGUGCUACUAUCUGUUCAGAAAGACCCAAAAGAUAGUAGAUGAUCUUGAUAAUGCUCAACAUUUGACCAUAAAUGGUCAAUUAAAAGACAUUUUAGCCGCUAGUCCAGGAAAGUCUCUGCAAUAUGUUGUCAUUGAAGGUACUGUGCAUCCAGAAGGGAGCCCCCUGAGGAGUUGGUAUCAAAGAGAAACCUUUGGAGUAUUACAGAAAAUUAGAAUGGUGGAAUACAGACAAAUCUGGGAUAGACUGACGCACACUUGGAUAGACCAUACCAAAGUCCUAAGAGAAGAAGUGGACAUGGUGCCUUUCGUCUUAGUUGGAUCAGAUGAAGCCACUGUCAGAGUGAGGAGGCCCCUGGAGGCCUCCGGUGUGCACAUGGCAACUACCUAUGAGAACUUUUACCAGACUGAUUCUGGAAUCUUUGAAUUGUUAGGACAGCACCUGAGAGGGGAUAAGGUUAAAGGACAACUCCAUACUGAAGAGAUCCUCAAGGUGGGUACUCUUCUUCAAGGAGUUGGAAAAUUGGUACUGGAUGGUGAUGGGAGCAUGAGUCUUUGCCCCCCUGAUGGUCCACGGUACUUUUUGAGCAUAGGGGACUUUGACACUUUGCGUGGAGAGCAGGAGAACCAGGCUUAUAUGUGGAAGAUGCUGACCAUUGUGUUUGCUUUGUCGGCGGCCGCGGUAGUUAUCUGGGUUGGUAGCCACUACUACCGCAAAUUGAAGGCACGUUGGAAGGAGAAGCAGUUGAUGAAUGAUUUAACAAGCGUGAACGCCCAAACACCCUGCACUGAAGCAGAAAGCAAUGCUUGUGUGAUCUGUUUAAGUGAGCCACGUGACUGUGUGCUGUUAAACUGCGGACACUUGUGCUGCUGCAUUAGCUGCUUCCAGGCCUUCCCACAACCCAGAUGCCCCAUCUGCAGGCAGACCAUCAGCAGAGCAGUCCCUGUCUUCUACAGCUGAAACUUCGCUUCUGAGACGUCUGUGUGACUGAAGCACAAUGCAAAGCUUCAUGGCUCAGAGAUUUAACUUCUGCACUUACACUUUUAAAAUGUGCUCUGUAGUUACCCAUCUGACCGAGCACCAGCUCACAGAAUGUAAAAGUUUUCUUGGAUCUUUGCAAGGAAACACUCCAAAAAUACAAACUCUUACCAAGUACAUUUGUGUAAGUACAUUUGUGUAAUUUCUCGUCAAAAUGUUGAAUCUACACUUAAUAUAAGGCAGUUAUUUAAGUAAAAUUUCAGUAAGGUAUAAGGACUUGUUUUCAGAUAAUACAUCUUUAAGUUAGAGUGUCUUGGAAACAUCUUGAGUCACAGCUGGGAUUGAACAGGUUUGUUUGACUAGCUGUAAGAUUUUUAAGCUGUCUUGUUUGUAACGCUUUCUAAUAGUAAAAUAAAGCACAAAAUUAGUUUUCUCA
Molecule: messenger RNA, 2113 nt
Organism: Thalassophryne amazonica
Lineage: Eukaryota; Metazoa; Chordata; Actinopteri; Batrachoidiformes; Batrachoididae
Gene: mul2
Product: mitochondrial E3 ubiquitin protein ligase 1a
Exons: 5
Coding region: 634-1659 (341 amino acids)
Biological process (GO): organelle organization; protein ubiquitination
Molecular function (GO): ubiquitin-protein transferase activity
Source: RefSeq, a predicted model, not a curated record